AUGGGCCCGAGAUUCUUGGCUUUUGGUGGUGGCGAGGACUCGCACGGUCCGCCUCAGAGACGAGCAAACCACAAUCCCGAUGAAGCUGUUCCACGAAUUAAGAGAUGGGCUCCCAAAGUCAGAACUGGCUGUAUAACCUGCAGAGCUCGCCGUGUAAAGUGCGAUGAGACUAGGCCAGCUUGCACGCGAUGCGUAUCGGCCAAGCGAAAAUGCGGCGGUUACCUGACAGCGACUACGCCGCCGCAACAGUCCUCGCCUGGAGCCUGCAUCUCUGAGCAGCCUUCGUUAUCGUCGGCUCCUCAUGGGCAUAAUCCAACCGAUCAGGAGAGGCAAUUCUUUCACCUCUUGCAGACACUGACCGUGCGCCAGGUCAAUGGUGGAAUAAAAUCAGACUUUUGGACCAAGAAUCUCUUACAGGCUACAUAUGUCUAUCCCGCCAUUUGGCACGCGGCACUGGCACUGGCGGCCAUGUAUCAGAGAGCUUACAUUCUACACAACGGAGGAGACUCUCGCGCUGCAAAAGAACAUAACAUGUUUGCCAUUCAGCAGCACCUCAUCUCAUUCAGGUUCAUCAUCGCCAUGAAUCACAGCAAAGUGUCUGGAGCGGAACAGGAAAUGCUGCUCACGGCCAGUGCGCUGUACACUGGAAUAUGUUUGCUGCGUGCUGACCUCAAUCAGGCUCGCAUUCAUGCGGCGAGUGCUGCGAAACUCUCCAAGCAGUGGAAUUUUUUGGACGACGAGGCAGAGCAUCAAGCCACAGAAGGCGUCAUCGGCCGAGAAAACACGAAGCAACUCCUUCGAGACGUCUAUCAUUCCUUUCACUCGAUUGCCAGCUUCUCUGAAGACAUUGCCGCUCACUUUCAGGCGUCAGUCUGGCACAUUAUGGAGCCGUUUGCCUCUGUCGACGAGGCGUACUACGCUUACCUGAAUAUUCAUUCAGGAUGGGCCAAGAUCAAGAGUUGGGAGCCAGAGCAUUGCGGCACGCGUGGGGCAUCUCCUUCACCCGGCCAAAUGCAAGUGCGACAGCACGCGCUCAACCUGUGGAUGAUUCGUUUCGAAGGUUUUUUGCAGCUAGGCAACUAUCAGAAAGAGGAUAUUUAUACUAUUGAACUGUUGCAGCUGUUUUGUCUGUUUGAGGAGACCUUUGACAUGAUCAUGAUACACCGCACCCCAGAGAUGUGGGCCAAGAAUGCGCACAAAUGGGAGCGCAUUGUCAAGACGGCGGAGCGUCUGCUCGAGAAGCAAAAGGGUUGCGGCGAGUCUAGCGUUUCGACGCGGGGCAUUUUCUACUACUCGCUCUCUGUGCAGGAAGUAUUGCGCAUGACGGGGUUCAUCUGUCGAAGCGGCGCCAUACGACGUCGCAUCAUCAAGCUCUUGCAGCAAUGGCGACACUGUGACGGGUUGUGGGAUAAUGAAACCUCGUGGAAGCUGGUCGAGGCCAAGAUGAUUAUAGAAGAAGAAGCUCUGGCGGCAGAUGGACUGCUGUCGUGCGAAUGCGUGCCAGACGUCUUUUUUUGCAUGCAUCACCGCGUCGCGUACGUCAAGAUGGAAUUGCCAGAAGAGGGAGGUAUUCGAGCCCAUAUGAAGACUGGUGCAGAGCUCGAGCAGGGACUGCCAGGGAAGAAUUGGUGGAUUGAGCUAAAACGGUGA
Beauveria bassiana ARSEF 2860 is the source of this 1650-nucleotide messenger RNA. RefSeq names its product C6 zinc finger domain protein. NCBI's taxonomy places the organism in Eukaryota, Fungi, Ascomycota, Sordariomycetes, Hypocreales, Cordycipitaceae. Gene Ontology annotation, biological process: regulation of DNA-templated transcription. The record is from RefSeq and is a predicted model, not a curated record. The transcript has 2 exons. Bases 1 to 1650 code for a protein of 549 amino acids. Gene Ontology annotation, molecular function: zinc ion binding; DNA-binding transcription factor activity, RNA polymerase II-specific.